This is a messenger RNA of Hemibagrus wyckioides, 1387 nucleotides long. RefSeq names its product mitochondrial matrix import factor 23 (gene mix23). Bases 54 to 488 code for a protein of 144 amino acids. NCBI's taxonomy places the organism in Eukaryota, Metazoa, Chordata, Actinopteri, Siluriformes, Bagridae. Gene Ontology annotation, cellular component: mitochondrial intermembrane space; mitochondrion. The record is from RefSeq and is a predicted model, not a curated record. The transcript has 5 exons.
GCACUGGUUGGACAACUAUCACCCUCACAGGUUUUGAGGGCCCUUCAGUCAUCAUGGCGGCGCCCGGUGGUACUCUGAAUUGUGAGGACUUUUUAAUGUUUCAGGAGGUCUUAAAAGCAAUGCGUACCUUCGAUGACAGGAUUGUCCACGCUCUCAACACCACCGUGCCCACGGUGUCCUUCUCAGGCAAAGUGGACGCCACGCAGACAUGCAAAGAGCUCUACGAGUCUCUGAUGGAGUCCCAUUUGAGUAGAGAUAAAGCAAUUAAGACGUGUAUCAGAGAAACUACAGAAGUUGUCGGGAGGUUACGUGAAGCGAGGGCGAAGGACAGCGACAACCUAUCAAUCAUCAAACAACUCAGGAAAGAACAGAACAAGUUAAAACUCAUGCAGUCUGAGCUGAAUGUUGAAGAAGUCAUCAAUGAUCGCAGUUUGAAGGUUUUCAACGAACGAUGUCGAAUCCACUACAUCCCCCCUAAGAUCGAUUAAACCGCCGUGCCCUGUGUAGAGAUGUACAGUAGACACUGAGAUGGCUGUGAAUCGCAACUGGAGUGAACUGGGAUGCCGCCACCGCUGUGUCCAAACUCUAUAAACCCCUCUCAUUCUCACUGCUGUGUUUCUACAGUAAUUUCAUACAGCCUGUUGUACAAACAAAUGGAUUUUUAUAAACAUUUUUUUUUUCCCCCCAGUCACCAACAUGUGUUUUAGUUCCAAUCUCUUUUUAUAGUUUACACUGCAACCUGAAUUACAGGUGAAACCAGGUGUGUUUGGGUGUGUAUUCUGGUGUGCAUCCAAGGAUAUGAAAUGGGGAAAAAAAAAACAUUUUCAGUUCAUUGACACCAGGUAACAGCUUAAGAAAAGAAGGUACUACAGUCCUGGUCAUAUUCUCUAGAGACCAACUUCCAGGAUUAAAGCUUUAACCGUAUCAUAAGUAAGGAAUAAAACACUUGAGGGCAUGCUGCUCUAGGAAAGCAAUCAGAGAUUGGGUGUGGUGAGAUGUGACACAACAUAAAGUCACAACCCAGAAGUUGAUCAUUUUGCAUAUUAUGACCGCACAUUCCUGAAGGGAUUUCUCCGUCUCAUACCAUAGUUAUUUUCCCAAUAAACAUGUCAUGCUUUUUUUAAAAUCAUUUUAUAAUUGCUUUUAAUGAAGUUGAGCUUCUGCCAAAAAAAAUACAGCAAAGUAUAAACCUCCCUGCCCUGUCACUCUAGUGUUAAAUAACCUUUACUGACUGGAUAUUUGUUGGAAAUUCAGAUGGACAGCCCACAGAAACCAAUAUAUUUGCAUAAGUUUCAUCUCCCGGAGGAAGAAAUGUGAAUGAAGUAUAUAUUUCUGCCAAUUUUUUUUAUAACAAGCUCUACAUUUUUCAAUACAAAUUUAAACACCA